Molecule: messenger RNA, 1144 nt
Organism: Elaeis guineensis (African oil palm)
Lineage: Eukaryota; Viridiplantae; Streptophyta; Magnoliopsida; Arecales; Arecaceae
Product: acidic endochitinase
Biological process (GO): carbohydrate metabolic process
Cellular component (GO): extracellular region
Molecular function (GO): chitinase activity
Source: RefSeq, a predicted model, not a curated record
UUAUGGGUGCAUGCAUGAGCUUCCUAUAAAUAGGGCUUCUCCUCCAUAACCCUCCACCCCACCAACCAUUGGGAUAGCAAAUCCUCCCUUAGGCGCUUUGUAGGAGAACUAAAAGAAUUCCACAACAUGGCAGUAACUCUUCUCCUUUCUCUUUUUGUGUUUGCAUUGUUUGACAGUUCUUAUGCAGGAGGAAUCGCCAUCUACUGGGGCCAAAACGGAAACGAAGGCAGCUUAGCAGAUACUUGCGCCACUGGAAGAUAUAAAUUCGUGAACGUAGCUUUCCUCUCCACGUUUGGAAAUGGUCAGAACCCAACCAUUAACCUCGCCGGUCACUGCGAUCCAACUUCCAAUGGUUGCGCCUUCCUCAGCAGCCAAAUCCAAGCUUGCCAGGGCCAAGGCCUCAAAGUGAUGCUGUCCAUCGGAGGCGGUGCAGGGAGCUACUCUCUUGCAUCCUCUGAUGACGCCAAACAGGUAGCAGAUUACCUGUGGAACAACUUCUUAGGUGGGCAGUCUCCAUCUCGCCCCCUCGGCGAUGCUGUUCUCGAUGGCAUCGACUUCGACAUCGAAGGUGGUACAACGCAGCACUGGGACGAGCUAGCGAAUUACCUCUCAGGGUAUAGUGCGCAAGGGAAGAAGGUCUACUUGACGGCGGCACCGCAGUGCCCCUACCCCGAUGCAUGGAUGGGCGGCGCCCUCAACACUGGUCGGUUCGACUACGUUUGGGUCCAGUUCUACAACAACCCUCCAUGCCAGUAUAGUUCAGGAGAUGCUUCCAACCUCAAAAGUGCAUGGAACCAGUGGACUUCUUCGCUCUCCAAAGCACAAAUUUUCUUGGGACUGCCGGCGGCUCCUCAGGCGGCGCCGAGUGGUGGCUUCAUUCCUGUCGGCGAUCUCAAGUCUCAGGUGCUUCCUGCGAUCAAGGGGUCCAGCAACUAUGGAGGAGUUAUGCUGUGGAGCAAGUAUUAUGAUGAUCUCACUGGUUACAGUUCCAGCAUUAUAAAUGAUGUUUAAAUUGCUGGUUGAUUCUACUACAUGUAAUUUGUGUCACCCCUCUCUUUUUCUGUUUUAAUUUAAACUGUGUCAUGCGCAUGUUUUUUAUUAAUAAAUAAAUAAAUAAAUAAAUAAAUAAAUGAUUUUGGCUUUC